AUAAUUUCUUUUUAAGGUAUUUUCCCUCCCAACAAAGAACAAAGCCUUCCCCCUAUAAAAUUCUACCCUUAAUUUCUUCCCCCACUCGUCUUCUUCCUUCUCUUCACCCUUUCAUUUUCCGAUUUCCUUCGAGGAUCCCUAAAGGCCAAGCCUCCAACAGAGAGAAAAUACAAAUGGAGUCUUCAGGACCUUCAAGGAGGACUUGUUUCAUCCAAGAAGAUGAUGGAUUGGCUUCCAUUGUAGAUAUGGAGGCUGGAUAUUCAGGAAGCCAUUACCAAAAGGUUAACCAAAAUGGGUUUCUUUCAAGACCUCUUUGUUACUCUAGAAGGAGUAGUUUGAGGAAUCUAUCUUCUUUUUCUUCUUCAUCUUCUUCUGGUUCAGUUUCUUCUCCGAGGCCUGCUCGCUUUUAUGAUGCCAGAUUUGAAGACGUUCAUCAACCCUAUUUCUUGGAUGUUUGCUUUCUUUGCAAGAAGCCUCUUGGGUGUAACCGUGACAUCUUCAUGUACAGAGGGGACACACCUUUCUGCAGUGAAGACUGCAGACAAGAACAAAUCGAGAUAGAUGAAGCUAAAGAAAAGGACAUGAACCUUUCUUCCUCAGUGAAAGCUAUGAGAAAGAAGGGCCAAAGGGAGUCUACAUCUCCGAAUGAAGCUCAAGGUUACUCUAUUCGAACUAGCACAGUUGCAGCUGCUUAAAUCACACCACAAAGGAAAUAAACAAAAACAUAUCUACCAUAUAUAUAUAUGAAUAGUUCAAAAAAAAAAAAAAAAGAAGAGAAGGGAAAGGUGGUGGAGAUCAUCAAUGAAGAAAAGGGCCAAGGAGAGAGGAGAGGAUGAAGAAAUCUAUAUUUUGAGUGGUUUGUUAUCCCCUUUAUAAAACAUACUGCUAUAGUUUUAGCUCUGUGAAUGUUAUAUCUAUAUGAGGAUAUGAAAUUAGCCUGCCCAGGAUCUACUCUAUGAUAUGGCUCCCUUUUUCUUUUUGGGGUUUUUUGGGGGUUAAUUACUGAUUAUAUUUUUUUUUUGGGUUCUUAAGAAAUGUUAAUGCAUCACGAAGAAUGAUGAGAACUGUUUUUUUUCCAUUUCUAUUUUCAGUAUCACUAAUGUAUAAUGAAAAUGACAUAAAUGGAACUUACUGAAAAAGCUGUUGAUUUUGUUUUUCUA
This is a messenger RNA of Gossypium raimondii (Peruvian cotton), 1160 nucleotides long. RefSeq names its product FCS-Like Zinc finger 2. The transcript is spliced from 2 exons. Lineage: Eukaryota; Viridiplantae; Streptophyta; Magnoliopsida; Malvales; Malvaceae. The record is from RefSeq and is a predicted model, not a curated record. The coding region runs from base 174 to 695 and encodes 173 amino acids.